Peronospora farinosa is the source of this 4629-nucleotide messenger RNA. The record is from the annotation of a GenBank genome assembly. Lineage: Eukaryota; Oomycota; Peronosporomycetes; Peronosporales; Peronosporaceae.
AUGGAAGACGAAGAACGACACGUACAGUCAAUGCCACACCAACAUCUAGACAGAGAUCCGUCGCGCUUGACAACGUUCCCAAUGCCCGGAUUCUUGGCCUCUACAUUCCAGGCAUCGAAUGAUGAUGCGGAGAAUGGGGACGAUGCUCAAACUGUUGCUGCGUCUCCAGUCAAGAUACGUCCUCCUCCUAUGUCAACUGGCAAUCAGUAUUGGAUGCCGGACCACCUCUGCAAGGUAUGCUAUGACUGCUCUGCAGCAUUCUCUCUCUUCCGACGUCGUCACCAUUGCCGACUGUGCGGGCAAAUCUUUUGUCACGAGUGCAGCAACCACUUUAUUGAUGGUACACCUCACAGGUUUCCAGGUAUCGUUCGAGUGUGUAAGUUCUGCUUCCAAUUUGCAGACGCAGCUGGUGGGAAGAAGAAGAUAGAUGAAAACGAACAAAGACUUUACUCGAGCGAAAUUGGCUCUGCAAAGCCGUCGCCUCUUAUACUUGGCCCAUCGGCUGAUCCGAUCGAGGAACCGAUGUUGUCAUUGUCACCUAUCGACUCAAACAUAAGUGAUGUUACAGACUUGGAUCAACUGACGGACGUAGCAUGCCUUACAACCGAGCCUAUCGAUUUAUGUGAGGAAUCUGAUAACGUCGAUACUCGCCGGAAUUUCCGCCCACAAGUACGAACUAGAAUACGACAUUCUAGCGCAGAAUUGCUGGGUGCAAUCGAAAAUGGUAGACUGGACACAGAAGUGUUGGCUUUUCACAAUUGGGUAAAGAAUGUUUCGGCUGACAACGAGGUCUCAACUGUUUCGAAAAAGACGGCGAGGGAAAUCAAUACCCGUAACGGUAAUAACCUUUACACACAGCGAGACAUCGCGUUAGAUAAACAUAUGCAAAGGGCUCACAAGCAAAUUCGUGACGGCAUUCAGCAUUUUGCAUCAUCCGUCGCGAAUAGUUUGCCAGAGUCUGAAUUCAUUGGUCUGGAUUAUUUGGUGAAAACCUUGGAAGACAUUGCAUUUGUUGUGACGGGACAUUUGCUUUUCAGUAUGAAUUUUCGCACUAUUAGUGGUUUCAACUACGCACAUCUCGUGAAAGUGAAAAGCAUUGCAGUCGGAGCGACUGUGCAGACAAACAAGAAGGAGCCGAGCUACAGUUUCAAAUGGCUCGCUGGCACUGUGUGUCGCAAGCACUUAAGCCACAAGCAAAUGGCGCGCCAAGUCGAAAACCCUCGUAUCUUGCUGUUUGCUUGUGGAAUAAGUACCGAUCGCUCGAAUGGCAUUGGGCGAAUGAGCUCAUUAGACUCGUUGAUGGAGCAAGAAAAAAAUUACAUGGCCAUUUUGGUAGAAAAGAUAUCGGCAUUAGAGCCCGAUGUGAUUUUUGUGGAAAAAACUGUGUCAAGGCAUGCUCAAGAGCUGUUAUGUGAACGCUGGGUAUCGAUCGUGCUUAAUGUCAAGAGUGAAUUAUUACACCGAAUUGCUCGCCAUACUGGAGCUGAGGUCUUAACAUCCGUAGAUCAUGUGGAUAAAGCGGAUCCUGCACAAGCACCUGCAGGUGUGUUCCUGAAAGCACCUGCGAUUCCAAGCCGUUUGCGAACGGACACUUACCUGUACUUAGACGGAUGUGAUCCGCUAAACGGUUGCACAGUGUUAAUUACUGGGCCAUCAAAGCAGACAUUACGUCUACUAAAGCAGCUGACCCGAGCCGUGCUAUCGAUGACAUAUCAAUUGCUUUUAGAGGCUCACGUUCUAUCCGAUCUUAACUUGAACAAUGAUAUGUCAUUCAGCAAAAAUGCAGCGCUUACUGAUGAGCAACGUACUACCUGGUGUACAACAUCCACUUUACGUGUUCGUGAUCCUGGAUCUCUGAACCCUCAUUACCAUCAAUGUGCCGAAGCCAAGCGUCUUCGCAUUACUGCCUGCUCGGAUGACGAUGUAUCGUUUGGCAACUUUCUUAACCAAGAAUUGGCAGCCCUCUCCCUAAAAUGCAAACGUAAUUGUAGUGUCAAAUGCAACUAUUUAAUGGCAGAUCACGUCCAUUCGUUUAGUUGCCGGAUGGGAACGAUAACAAUUUCAUUCGAAGAACUGCCGGACCAAAACAAACAGCCGUUAUCGUUGUCAGUAAGUAAUGUGAGCGACGUUGGGGGCACGGAUAAAUCGUUCUGCUCGAUGAGCGAGCUCUCACUAACAAUGCGUUUCGAAAGAAACACCAACAUGCGUGCGAUAAUGACGCCAGAAUCCGUUCUUCAUACAUCCGGGAAUGAUGACGAAACUGUGAUAUCGGUGGAGAACGGAUAUCCUACAGUGAUAUUUUGGCGAUGGUGUCGUGGAUGUAAUGGUGUGAUUACACCUUUUAUGCCGUUGGAAAAGUACAUUUACAAGUACUCGUUUGCCAGAUUCUUGGAAGUCCUCUUUUCGGAAGCAGAACGAUCUGUGCUACCGAAUUCAUCAAGCACAACGUGUACGCACGUCUCGAUGGAGUCACACGUGCUUUUCUUGAAUAUUGGUAAGUCCGUGGCACGCUUUGAUUUCUCAAAGCAGGUCUCGCUUCGUCUUAGCCAUUCAGAGUUGAAGCGCAGCAAUGACCAUCGUCAGUUAUGUAUCAAAAUGGAGCAGGCGGUUUUGAAGAAGGAAGUUACGGCUCGUCUUGAAAUCUUAAAAGGGCUCCUGAGGUCACUUAUUAGUACUUUUACGGAGAAAGUCCAGGGAAUCAAUCAGGCAGUGGAAGCUUUUGAACGUACGGAUAAGGGUUACCACGCUCGUAUCAUCCUUGAAGUCAUGUGCAUUUCUAAAAUGGUAAAAAGCGGUGACGCCAUUUUUUCCCACCAAAUGGCGCGAAUUGGUGAGAAACCAGUGGACAGUUUGGAACUUUGUGAUAUUACUCAUGCGCUGGGAAUAUGUGAUGUUACUCAGCGUGCUUUGUACUUACUAGCAUGCAAAUGGGUUGCCUGCAUGCUGCGCCUUCGCAAGUUGAUUAAGAAACAUCUUUCGACGGAUACGGCUCCACCAUCUCCAAAUAGUGGGUCUUUUACUCUUCGAGGCAUUAAGUUUCAUCCUGCUAUUUCUUUGUCGCCCAUUACAUCUUCACGGGUCGUAGAAGAAUCAGCCCUGGCGCCAAGCAUCAUUGCGACAGAGUCCGACUGGAGUAAAGAUACUGAGCAACUGCCUCGACACCGAAGUAAUGGAGCUUUGAGUUCUGAGUCCGAAUCGAGCACGGAAAAGGUGCUGGCAUCUUCAACAACUAUUGCUAGCAUUGAAUUAUUCAAGAGACCAUCAUUACCAUUCCCUGUCGUUGUCAACAGUAAUGGAGAUGGAAAAGAGGGCCCGCGGAAUGGAUGGAAGGAAGCUUUGUGGGACCUUUACCGCAUUCUCGGACGAAGUGAACCAGGAAAUGACUUCACGAUUGACCUUCCUGAAGCACUGACUGCUGGCCACCCGAGUCUUCAUCAUCGUUCAAAAUCUCGAGUGGUCCUGGUUGACGAGGCAAAACCAAUUACAAGCGUUGCUUACGCCUUAUCGACAGAUUCGUAUGAAGAAGAGAUGGACGGAUGGAAACUACGUGUUCAUAACGAAGCAGUCGAGUCAGUUGGUUUGCAAAAGCAAAAACGGGACGAUGCAAGCGCGAUGUCCACAAACUGGUCUCGUGCCGCUCUCGAAUCAUCAUUGAACGUGCCGUUUAAAUUUGUGACAGUGGAAAUGCCGCUGCACUUAUCACUCCUUUCAGGCAAAUCAGCGUCAAUGUUGUCCAACACGUGCUGGGAGCUAUCAACCGUUGCGUACUUCCCGCUCCAGUUUGAGGUCUUGCGCGAACUAUUCUAUGGUAGUCUUCAGAGAUACGUGUUUUCAAUAUCUCAUGUGGCAAGCUGGGACGCAAAUGGUGGUAAAUCGGGUGCCUCGUUUUACCGAACGUUAGAUGACCGCUUUGUUGUUAAACACAUUUCAUCGACUGAAAUGCAGAGCUUCCUGGGCUGUCUUCCUGGGUACUUCAAAUAUAUGGCAAGCAUUUACUUUGACGGCCGGGCAAGCAUAUUGUCAAAGACCGUUGGGCUCUACCAGACAACCACAACCCGAAAAGAUACUGGGCAGAAGAUGGUACACUACAUCUGCGUCAUGGAAAACGUGUUCUACCAAAAGCAGCUUACACGAACCUAUGAUCUCAAAGGAAAUUUUCGGAACCGAUUUAUUGGACCACAAUCGACCUCAGAAGUUCUUCAAAAUGGCAACCGUGUUCUUCUUGAUGGUAACUUCUUAGAGUUCACCAAAGGUCAUCCUUUGGGCAUACUCGCAGAGGAUCAUCGUUUGAUACUAAAAGCGGUGAAGAAUGAUACUGCAUUUCUCUGCUCUAUCAACAUCGUGGACUACUCGAUGGUUGUGGGGCUAAGCUAUCCACAUGACGAUACUGGAGACCAGAUGGAGAGCCCGUCGGAAAUGACUGUUGGUAUCGUUGACUACCUACGUCAAUUUGAUUUAAUAAAGCGUGUGGAGAGUGUUGGCAAGUCUGUCGGUAUGAUUGCUGGACAAUCUUCUCCCACAAUCAUUGAACCAGGUCUUUAUGGAAAACGAUUUCAAGACGCCAUACGCCGGUACUUUAUGCCCGUAACUCCAAUCUCGUCCGGCACCAAUGACGAUAUCGAAGACUAA